AUGAUAUUCACAGAAGCUCAGAUACGCUCGUUGUUGGAAUUUGACACUCUUAACAACUCCUCACUGACAGCCUUGGUAGAGAACAUCCUUCCUCUGACAGGCAUCGAUGACAAUGAUCUUUUCAAGAUUUUCGGCACAUCAAACAGGGCAUUGCUGGUGUUGUUUUUGUCGGACUCUUUGAAAAUUUUGAUAGAUGCUGGACUUCCUCUUCCAAACUGGGCCCACAAGAUAUAUCCAGAACCGCUGUUAUCACUGCUGUCGAAAUCAGUAAAGACAAUCUAUGUAGGUUCUCUUGACCAAAUCAGGUACUUAGAAGGUGAAUUGUUUCAAGAGUUGGUAGGCCUGAUGCAGUCCAAGGCUAACAACACGCUGAGUCCGGACAGACGCGUGUACUACUACUCCGGCCAUGACUACACGAUAAUGGGCCUACUGGCGAUGCUGAAUCCGCAACGAGAAGCCUACGUCAACCCAGGAUCUGCUUUGAUCUACGAGCUCCACCAAAAUCCACGUACCGGCCAAUUCACAGUUGAGGUGACAUAA
Molecule: messenger RNA, 540 nt
Organism: Homalodisca vitripennis (glassy-winged sharpshooter)
Lineage: Eukaryota; Metazoa; Arthropoda; Insecta; Hemiptera; Cicadellidae
Exons: 4
Coding region: 1-540 (179 amino acids)
Source: RefSeq, a predicted model, not a curated record